Messenger RNA from Trichoderma virens Gv29-8, 465 nucleotides. RefSeq lists its product as uncharacterized. The record is from RefSeq and is a predicted model, not a curated record. The coding region runs from base 1 to 465 and encodes 154 amino acids. The transcript has 2 exons. NCBI's taxonomy places the organism in Eukaryota, Fungi, Ascomycota, Sordariomycetes, Hypocreales, Hypocreaceae.
AUGUGUGGUCCUGAAAUCACCAACAAGCCUCGUGGGGGUGCACUUGCUGCCCUCAGUUCUCCAGAUGAUGCCGGCCGGCUAAGAACCAUUUGCGGCGACCUCGCCUUUCAUACUCCAGGUCGUCCGGAGAGCAAUGAGGCGACUCAUGCGAGACUGACACCAGAUGCCGCGUACGACGCAAGAACACUAUCAAAUCUCCAUGUUGUUAUUCAUUCCAGCGGUGACAUGACGAGAACAGCAGAAGAUUGCGGCACGUUUCAGCAGUUUCAAUUUCCCACGACAACAGAAUCAUUCGACAAGACUUUUAUUGAACUCCCGCUCGACAAACCGCUGUCACUCGAAGUCGGCAAUGAGGGAAUCAUCGGUCGGCGAGUAUCGCUGUAUUCUCGCUCUGCCCCCAGCCGAGUCGUAGCCGAGGGCAUCGUGGGAUUCAACUUCCUCAACAUGGCCCAUCCAUCUCUCUAG